Molecule: messenger RNA, 1431 nt
Organism: Clupea harengus (Atlantic herring)
Lineage: Eukaryota; Metazoa; Chordata; Actinopteri; Clupeiformes; Clupeidae
Gene: amz2
Product: archaemetzincin-2
Exons: 5
Biological process (GO): proteolysis
Molecular function (GO): metallopeptidase activity
Source: RefSeq, a predicted model, not a curated record
UAUUUUGUUUGAACCAUUUGGUAACAAUCGGUAACAAGGUAGGGGAAUAUGAAUGGUUGGUGAUACCAUGAGAAGGUAACAAACAUAAAUACCAUGCUAUCAGCAAAGGAAAUGUUAUUGUUGCCAAAGUUGUCAUGUCUGCAUGAAUUUAAGUAAUCCCUUAGAUUGUUAUAGGCUGCCAGAAUAUAUCAUACAGGUCGUAUAUAGGCUAUAAAUUGAUGCAAGCUUGUUGCUCAUUUUAUGCCAGCCACGAGACUGACGCUUUUUUUGGAGAUCAGUUUGGCCCAGCACCAUCAUGAAGCCCAUAAUUUCGAACUCUUCAAUUGGAAAAUGUUCUGUUAUAUAGCCUUUAUUGACAGCAAAAACCUGCGACACAGGUGCAAAAAUGAUGACAGGUGAUGGAGGUCAUUGAGCAUCCCGUGGAGAAACUGCGCGCUGCGCUGAUCUCCAGUCGGCGUGACCUGGUUGAGCGCUAUUGGCAGUACAGUAAGGAAGAAAGAAAGGUUUUAGAGGACUGUCUUCGUCCGGACGGUGUUCUCUUUCGCCCUAUCAGCGUCCUCUCCGAUUCAGACUGGAACCGCGCGCGCGCAGAGGGAUCACAGGACUUCCAGAGCUUCUUUAGCAAUCCGUAUCGCAGCAGCCCAAGCAAAGGCCACCAUACUAUUUACAUACAGACCAUUGGUGACUUGCUGAGGUUUCUGAACAAGAGGAAGCUUAAAGAUGCUUUCUGCAUAGUAGGCAUAACCAUGAUUCACCUCUACCCUAAAGAGUCCUAGAAUUUUGUCUUUGGACAGGCCUCCCUCACAGAAGGAAUGGGAGUUUUCAGCUUUGCCAGGUACGAUGAUAACUUCUAUCGCCAUAAUUAUGCUGGUAGACUUAAGAAAUUGAGCAAUUGUACUUAUUGUACUUACCAGGUGAUUAAGCACAUAGUUGUGAGCCAUGAGAUUGGGCACAUGUUUGGCCUGAAGCACUGCCAGUGGCUCCAGUGUGUUAUGCAGGGCUCUGACCACUUGGAGGAGUCAGACCGCCACCCUCUGAGCCUCUAUCCCAUCUGUUUGUGGAAGCUGCAGUCCAGCGUUGGCUUUAAAAUAACUGACAGAUACAAGGCCUUGCUGCAGUGGGUUGAUGAUGAUGGAGGCAGUGUUGGUGAGCAGGCAGUCAAACCGACAGAGGCCUUCCAGGAGUACAAGCAGUGGCUUCUGAGGUGUUUGACUAUGCUAGAGUAGUACACUGAAUAUACCAUAGGCAGGUUGUUUCCUGUCAGUUUAGUGUGCUCACUAAGGUAAAGGGCUUCAAAAACUUUAAACAAAUGCAGCAUUUUAUGCCAAUUUUUGGUUUUCUCUUCGUGAAAUGAGAAUGUAUUGCACAGUUUUAGACAAAGAUGUAUCAUAUUUGUUUUAUUCAUAGAAUAAAUUCUUACAAAAUAUCACA